AUGCCCAGCAUCUUGAUCAACACGCUAACCGAUCUCUAUCUCGACACCAGCUCUGCAAUCGUCACCGCCUUCCUACGCAACGGCGGCCUAUACAUGAUCAAGAACUACUUGCCCUUCGAACGAUUCAACGCUUGUCCCAUGUGCCAGCAUGUCAGACACGCCGUCACCGUUCCACGACCAGCCCUCUACCCACCCUCCUGCCGCGACCAUCUGGCCAAUGUCUGCUGGCUCUGUAUCUCGAUCCUUCACCGUAAUAACUUCAGGAUGAGGGGUGCUCAACAUCUCGGCUGUCCUGCUCGAGGCUGUGGCCAGGUCUGGCCGGAGCACGUUAAUGUGUUCUUCCUCGCGCCCCUGGAUCGAAAGCUCCAUCGAGCGACUGUGCAUCCGCCGCAUCAGGUCGAGUAUGUCCCGCAGCAGAGGGUGGAGGAGCGGAAGACGAUGAUCAAGCUGAAUGCAAAGGUGUGCUCGACGUGCAGGCAUGCUUUCGUCCACUUCAGGUCAGAGACAUGGUAUGAGUGUGGUCCUUGUGGUCGUGGUCACAGCAUCGCUGAGUUGGAAACACUGGCGGCGGUCCAUAAGCGGUGGCUGAUGGCAAGACGGGCUCGAUGGGUGGUGCUGGUUGGGAUAGAGGAUUAG
This is a messenger RNA of Recurvomyces mirabilis, 636 nucleotides long. RefSeq lists its product as uncharacterized. The record is from RefSeq and is a predicted model, not a curated record. Bases 1 to 636 code for a protein of 211 amino acids. The transcript has a single exon. NCBI's taxonomy places the organism in Eukaryota, Fungi, Ascomycota, Dothideomycetes, Mycosphaerellales, Teratosphaeriaceae.